This is a messenger RNA of Sander lucioperca (pikeperch), 1295 nucleotides long. It is a transcript of the gene gins4, whose product is annotated as GINS complex subunit 4 (Sld5 homolog). Lineage: Eukaryota; Metazoa; Chordata; Actinopteri; Perciformes; Percidae. Gene Ontology annotation, cellular component: GINS complex. The coding region runs from base 196 to 870 and encodes 224 amino acids. The record is from RefSeq and is a predicted model, not a curated record. Gene Ontology annotation, biological process: double-strand break repair via break-induced replication; DNA-templated DNA replication. The transcript is spliced from 8 exons.
GAGUUAUUGUGGUGGCGCGAAUUAACAAGGAGUUUCAGCUAUAUAGCAGCGCUCAGUAGCUGGUGGACGCUUCUUCGGUAAACGUUUACUAAACUAUUCCGUGUGAAACGCUUAUAACGUUACAUUUUACUUUUUAGUUCAGCACACAGGUCGCGUUCCGGUUAACUUUGACUGUUUGCUUCGUGACGGAAAAGUAUGUCGGACGCUUUGUCUGAUGCCGGCAGCGACGUCAACCAAGAUGAGACUCAGGAGGAUGUUAUGACCCCGGCGGAGCUGAUAGCCAAACUGGAAGAAGCUUGGCUGAAUGAGAAGUUCUCCCCGGAGCUGCUGGAGAACAAAUCGGAGGUGGUGGAGUGUGUGAUGGAGCAGCUGAGCCACAUGGACGCCAACUUGCAGCGGGUGAAGAAAGGCGACGCGAAGGCCAGCAUCCAUCGCAUGGAGAUAGACCGGAUUCGCUUCGUGCUCAGCAGCUACCUGCGCUCUCGUCUGCAGAAGAUUGAGAAGUUCUUCCCGCAUGUCCUGGAGAGAGAAAAGUCUCGAGGGGAGGGAGAUCCGUCGCUGCUCUCACCCGAGGAGUUUGCCUUUGCCAAAGAGUACUAUGCGAACACAGAAACCUACCUGAAGGCUGUAGCGCUGAGGCGCAUGCCGCCCAACCUGCAGACAGUGGAUAUGCUCAAAGCAGUGCCUGAGCCCUGCCUGGACUCGUUUGUGUUUCUACGAGUGAAGGAGAGACAGGAAAACAUCUUGGUCGAGCCUGAAACUGACGAUCAGAGAGAGUACGUUGUAGAUCUGGAAGAGGGCUCUCAACAUCUGAUGCGGUAUCGAACGAUCGCACCGCUUGUUUCCAGCGGAGCCGUGCAGUUGAUCUGAACGUCGAGGUCUGUCUAUUGGUGUGGAUGUGUUUGGCUCCCGGAGGUCAGAAAAAUGAGCAGUGGCCUAUUUUUGUAAUAUGAGGAACAUUAACCUGCAGAGAUUACAUCUGGGAAUGCACCCAUCUUCCUCACUUGUUGUUGGGAUUAAGGACAAACUCGUGGGACGCUAACACGGACGUUUGCGGCUGCAUGUCUUCCAGACAAGUUACUCUGUGGAAAAAUAACCGCAAACAUUACUCAUAUUGUCAGAAGUGUUUGCUGACGAACGAACCCUGUUCACCAAAGCAGCGUUCGCAGUGCUGCUGGGUUAUUUUUGGAUCUUUUUAAUCAUGUCACAACAUAAGUUUGGUUACAUAAUCAUAAUGUAUUCUGGUGUGUUGGUGUCUGUGAGGUUGCUAAAGAAAAGUCUGUCUAAUCUGCUGA